This is a messenger RNA of Acaulospora morrowiae, 807 nucleotides long. The record is from the annotation of a GenBank genome assembly. Lineage: Eukaryota; Fungi; Glomeromycota; Glomeromycetes; Diversisporales; Acaulosporaceae.
AUGAUUUCAUUUACAUCCGUUCCUGACUUCGAAAAAUUCGUAGAAAUCUUCACCGGCCUAUAUCGAGCAACAUUCGGUUAUAGUUUCGGUUUCGGUUUAUGCACUUUGCCUGUUUCUAUAUUCCUUGUGCAUAUUCCUAAUUCCCAAAAUUGGGUUCUUGUUGAUGCUGCCGAUCCAGGAAGUCCACAAAAACUAUUAUCCGCCAUCUCUGCGCAUUUCGCCUCAUUUCCCAACCACAAUCUCAAAUAUGUAGUAAUAACCCACUGUCAUUUUGAUCACACUGGUGCAAUUCCAAGAUUAUUGGAAGAAUAUAAAGACUUGAAGGUUAUUUUGGGUCAACCGGAACUUCCCUUCAUUGCGGACGGUGUACAGUACAGUGAACUAAGUGGUGAUACGUAUAUUUAUCAAGCUUAUAAGCAUUUUGCUAAUCCAACUAAAGUGAUUGUAAGCAGAGAUAAAAUUUUGGCCUUGGAAGAAGGGAAAGAAAAUGAAUUCGAAUUCUUCGAAACAUUAGAACCAAUUUGCACAUUUGGCCACACACCUGGAUCAAUGUCAUACCUUCAUCGUCCAUCGAAUUCAAUUUUGAUCGGCGAUUGUAUGAUGAACCUUCCUUCCUUUCCGUCUUUUUCCCCUUCCAUUCAAUUGGCACCGCCGAUUACUACGCAUAAUAUGAAGAAAGCAAAAGAAUCUAUUAAGAAAAUUGCCGAACUAGAAGGUGUAAAUUACGUAUUUCUCUCUCACGAUCAAAGCGAAAAGGGCCUUGAUGUUGAAUCAGUAAGAUCAUUCGCCAAAUCCUUAAAACCGUAA